Messenger RNA from Lachancea thermotolerans CBS 6340, 1509 nucleotides. RefSeq names its product KLTH0F09680p. The transcript has a single exon. Gene Ontology annotation, molecular function: aldehyde dehydrogenase (NAD+) activity. NCBI's taxonomy places the organism in Eukaryota, Fungi, Ascomycota, Saccharomycetes, Saccharomycetales, Saccharomycetaceae. The record is from RefSeq and is a predicted model, not a curated record. The coding region runs from base 1 to 1509 and encodes 502 amino acids.
AUGUCUCUAUUCACCGAAAUCAGCAUUCCUCAGCUCAACAUCAGCUACAAGCAGCCCGUUGGAUUAUUCAUCAACAACAAGUUCGUAGAGUCCAGCGAAAAUGAGCAAAUCGAGACUGUGAACCCAGCCACGGGCGAGGCAAUCACGAAGUUCCACGCGGCCUCCGAGGCCGACAUCGACAAGGCGGUGGCAGCGGCGCGCGAGGCGUACGAGAGUACGUGGAGUAAAACUUCGCCAGAGGAGCGUGGCGUGCUGCUUGGGAAGCUAGGUCAGCUCAUAGAGCAGGAAAAAGAGCUGCUGGCAGCGAUCGAAACGGUGGACUCGGGCAAGCCCUACUAUACCAACGCGCUGGGCGAUCUCGAGCAGAUCUUGCAGCUGACGCGCUACUACGCAGGGGCGGCGGACAAGUUCACGCAGGGCAAAUUACUCCCGGUGAGCAGUGACAAGUACGCUUACACCGUCAAGGCGCCAUACGGUGUGGUGGCGCAGGUAGUGCCCUGGAACUACCCGCUGGCCAUGGCGAGCUGGAAGAUGCAAGGCUGCCUUGCGGCCGGCAACACGAUUGUCAUCAAACCCGCGGAGAACACCUCGCUAUCGCUCCUAUACUUCGCGCAGCUGGUCGAGAAAGCAGGCUUUCCACCCGGCGUAGUCAAUGUUGUUCCUGGCUACGGAGGCGUCGCGGGAUCUAGGCUGGCAGCCCACCCCGAUGUCGACAAGAUAGCCUUCACAGGUAGCACCGCAGUAGGCCAAAAGGUCAUGGCCGCAGCUGCCAUGUCCAACCUGAAAGCGGUCACCUUGGAGUGCGGCGGAAAAUCGCCCGCGCUUGUGUUUGAGGAUGCCAAUCUCGACGAGGCAGUCAAGUGGACCGCAGCCGGAAUCUACUACAACUCGGGCCAGAACUGUACUGCCAACUCCCGUAUUUACGUGCAAGAAUCUGUCUACGAGAAGUUCCUACUUAAGUUUACUGCUCACGUCCAGGAGACAUGGAAAUUCGGCAAAACUUCCGAUCUCUUUGACCAAGAGUGCACAGUGGGGCCAGUCGUUUCAAAAACUCAGUACGAGAGAGUGCAAGGAUACAUCGAGCACGGCAAGUCCACUGAGAAACUAAGCUUGAAGCAGAUGGGCCAACCAUCGGACUCUAAGGGCUACUUUAUCACGCCCACUAUCUUUAUUAAUGUUCCUCAAGACUCCAAGCUUAACCAGGAGGAAAUCUUUGGGCCUGUGGCUGUCAUUGCGAAGUUUAAAGACUACAAAGAAGGUAUCGCUCUUGCCAACGACACUAGCUACGGACUUGCAUCUGCUGUUUUCACGGAAGACAUUCGUAAGGCAAACUACUUCGCUCGCGACAUCAAAGCCGGGACCGUUUGGAUCAACUCGUCCAACGACGAGGAGGUUAGUGUUCCUUUUGGUGGUUUCAAGAUGAGCGGCAUCGGCCGUGAGCUAGGUGAAAGUGGUAUGGACGCAUAUUUACAAACGAAAGCUGUUCACGUUAACAUUUCUAAAUUGUGA